This is a messenger RNA of Cervus elaphus (red deer), 3984 nucleotides long. RefSeq names its product solute carrier family 18 member A2 (gene SLC18A2). NCBI's taxonomy places the organism in Eukaryota, Metazoa, Chordata, Mammalia, Artiodactyla, Cervidae. Gene Ontology annotation, molecular function: serotonin:sodium:chloride symporter activity; xenobiotic transmembrane transporter activity. The record is from RefSeq and is a predicted model, not a curated record. Gene Ontology annotation, biological process: aminergic neurotransmitter loading into synaptic vesicle; transmembrane transport; xenobiotic transport. The transcript has 16 exons. Gene Ontology annotation, cellular component: synaptic vesicle membrane; terminal bouton. The coding region runs from base 113 to 1666 and encodes 517 amino acids.
AAACUGAGCGGCGGCGGCAGGGCUCUGGGGUGGAGACGGCGACCGGAGCCGGCCGGCCAGACGGAGCCCACGGCGGCCAGCCGCAGACGACCCCGAGCCGAGCCCCGGAGCCAUGGCCCUGAGCGAGCUGGCGCUGCUCCGCUGGCUGCAGGAGAGCCGGCACUCGCGGAAGCUCAUCCUGUUCAUCGUGUUCCUCGCGCUGCUGCUGGAUAACAUGCUGCUCACGGUCGUGGUCCCCAUCAUCCCGAGUUACUUGUAUAGCAUUGAGCAUGAGAAAGAUGCUCUAGAAAUCCAGACCGCCAAGCCUGGGCUCACAGCCUCCGCCUCCGGCGGCUUCCAGAACAUCUUCUCCUAUUACGACAAUUCCACCAUGGUCACCGGGAACAACACCGACCACCUUCAGGGGGCACUGGUGCAGGAGGCCACCACGCAGCGCAUGGCCACUAACUCGUCCUCGGCCCCUUCCGACUGUCCCAGUGAAGACAAAGACCUCCUGAAUGAGAAUGUGCAGGUCGGCCUGCUGUUUGCCUCGAAAGCCACUGUCCAGCUCCUCACCAACCCGUUCAUAGGACUGUUGACCAACAGAAUUGGCUACCCAAUUCCCAUGUUCACGGGAUUCUGCAUCAUGUUUAUCUCAACAGUUAUGUUCGCCUUCUCCCGCAGCUACGCCUUCCUGCUGAUCGCCAGGUCCCUGCAAGGCAUCGGUUCCUCCUGCUCGUCUGUAGCUGGGAUGGGCAUGCUGGCCAGCGUGUACACAGAUGACGAGGAGAGAGGCAACGCCAUGGGGAUCGCCCUGGGCGGCCUGGCCAUGGGGGUCCUAGUGGGCCCCCCCUUUGGGAGUGUGCUGUAUGAGUUUGUGGGGAAGACAGCUCCGUUCCUGGUCCUGGCUGCCCUGGUGCUCUUGGAUGGAGCCAUUCAGCUCUUUGUGCUCCAGCCGUCCCGGGUGCAGCCAGAGAGCCAGAAGGGGACGCCGCUCACCACUCUGCUGAGGGACCCGUACAUCCUCAUCGCUGCAGGGUCCAUCUGCUUCGCAAACAUGGGGAUUGCCAUGUUGGAGCCAGCCCUGCCCAUCUGGAUGAUGGAGACCAUGUGUUCCCACAAGUGGCAGCUGGGCGUGGCUUUCUUGCCAGCUAGCGUCUCUUAUCUCAUUGGAACCAAUGUUUUCGGGAUCCUUGCACACAAAAUGGGGAGAUGGCUUUGUGCUCUUCUAGGAAUGAUAAUUGUCGGAAUGAGCAUUUUAUGUAUUCCUCUUGCAAAAAACAUCUAUGGACUCAUAGCUCCCAACUUCGGAGUUGGUUUUGCAAUUGGCAUGGUGGAUUCAUCAAUGAUGCCCAUCAUGGGCUACCUGGUCGACCUGCGGCACGUGUCCGUCUAUGGGAGCGUGUAUGCCAUUGCCGAUGUAGCAUUUUGUAUGGGAUAUGCCAUAGGUCCUUCUGCUGGUGGGGCUAUCGCAAAGGCAAUUGGAUUUCCAUGGCUCAUGACAAUUAUCGGAAUAAUUGAUAUUCUUUUUGCUCCUCUCUGCUUUUUUCUUCGAAGUCCACCUGCCAAGGAAGAAAAAAUGGCUAUCCUCAUGGAUCACAACUGCCCCAUUAAAACAAAAAUGUACACUCAGAAUAGCAGCCAGUCGUAUCCAAUAGGUGAGGAUGAAGAAUCUGAAAGUGACUGAGACCCUGAAAAGUCCUCCAAGUACCUAAUUGUAUAAAACAGUGUUUCCAGUGAAAUGACUCAUCCAGAACUGUCUUAGUACCACUCAUCCCUGGUGAAAGUCCAUACAACCAAAGGUUCUUUCUUUUCCAUGGUUAUGAUCGAUUGCCAACGGCCUUAUAAAGAAAAAGCAGCUUUUCUAGGGGUUUGUAUAAAUAGUGUUGAAAACUUUAUUUUAUGUAUUUGAUUUUAUUAAAUAUUAUACAAUAUAUUUUGACGAAAUAUAGUGUAAAUCUAUAAAUAUUUGAAUCCAAAUCAAAUAUAAUUUUUUAACUUACAUUCACAAACACCUGGGCAAAAAAAAGUCUUAUAUUUUUUUCUGAAUAUUGGUAAUGAGUGUUUAAAGCACACAUUAUCUCCGAGACACUUCCAACAAUGAGAAACUAGAAGGAAGUCUGAAAAACAGAGUCAAGUAAGACGGCGUAUAUUAUGUAGUGACACUGAAUGCUACUGAACUUGGAAUUACAGUUGACCUGGAACAACACAGGGUUUGGGAAUGCCAGUACCCCACACAGCCGAAAACAGUCAGCCCUUCGUAUCCAUGAUUUCACGUCUAUGGAUUCAUCCUACCACGGGCCACGUAGUACUGCAGUCUGUAUUUGUUGAAAAAACUCUGCAUGUAAGUGGACCCAUGCAGUUCAAAUCAUGUUGUUCAGGGGUCAACUGUACUAUCAAUAUAUUCAUGAGGCAAAAGCUAGUUAUCUCAAAUGCAGAAGAACUUGAGUCAAUCAUCUUUCAGAUUUAAUCCGUGAAUCUCAGCUGGCAUUAGUUUUCUAUGUAAUCACCUGCCUGGAAGCGGAUGGUUGUAAACUAUAUGUUUACAUGUCUUGUGGUUGGCAGCAAACAUUAAAGUCAAUAAGGGUAAAACAGUGAAUAUUCUGAAAGCAGAGAAAAGCACCCAAAUAUAUAAUUAUGAACAACUAGAAGCUUUCCCUUUCAGAUACAUACUUGUCUUACUGGACGACAAAAGAUUGAGAAUAGAAAAUCCUUAUACUAUUAGGAUUGUUUAAGCAUGAUGAGAUAUAUCAACAUCUAGCUGAAGUUUUAGAAAAGAAAUUUAAAAAGCUAAUAGCUGCUGUGAUGUGAAAAAAAAAAAAUCAGACUAUAAUUUUCUUUUACCUGGAAGUCAAGUGUUUUCUAGGGAUCUGUUAAUUUUUUUUGAUACUAUUAUUUUAGAUGAAGAUGAAGGAGGAAUAAAACUAUCUUGGAUCGUGUUAGGAAAACAGGUGAAAAUAAUAGGGUGGUCAGGGCACACUCCCUUUCACAUGCAGGAAAAAACCCAAACAUCUAAAAUUGUCUAUGUAAUACUGUAUCACCUAGCGCUGUGUGAUGUAGUUUUUCUGAGCAUGAUAACGUUGCUGUGCCUUUUCGAUGUAAGUACUGUUAGUGAACACUGUCCGUUUACAUAAUUUUGUAUGAUAUGAAGAUAGUGUGGAAUGUCUUAAAAACACUUGUUCAUUCUGUAGUUCUGUAAUAGUAAGCAAAAACUACCUAAUGUCAGUUUCUUUGUAAAGCUAAAAUUUUUUCUGUUAACUUAGAAAGACUCUACCUUUUACUUCCCUAAGAAAGUAGCUAAUAUUUCCUUUCCAUUUUCUUCAUGAAGCUUUUUUGUGGGGCUUUGAUCUGAAGUCUGGUUUUUUAAGUGCAUGUGUUGGAAGCAAACUGGCUUCCUACUCAUGUAUUUGCAUUGGGCGACUCACACAAGGCCUCUGCUUUGCUGGAGGUGCUUCUGUGGCUGAAGUAAAAAAGCGGGAUUGUUCUCUACUUCUUUAGGGGAGACCCUUAAAAAACAAUGUACUACAAAUCAGUUCUCUUGGAGGGUUUGUAGUUCUCCCCACUCCUAAUACUAUAUAGCUUUUAAAAUUUUUGCCUGUAAGGCUUCAGUCUCUUCAAGAAUGACUGGCAGCCAUGUCUGCUGGUGAUCCCUAGAGAUCAUAUAAAAGAGAAAUGUUUUUCAGACAUGUUUUGAGAGCAAAAGGGGGAAAACUGUAUCUGAUGAGGAAAAAACCUGAAAGGUCUUUCAUAUGAAUAAUAUUCUGGGGUGGGUAAAACUAUGAAAAGAGGGGCUGUUUUUAAAUGUGUGUAUCAGAACAAAGAACACACAGCUCUCUGAACUGUUUAUUUUUUGAGCAGAGGUGGUUUUUAUGCUUGUACCUAGCAAAACAGAUACAAAAAAUUUAAUGAGGUAGCAAUGAAUACUCAGUUCUUUCUUUUGACUGCUAAGUGUAUCCACCUACAUUCUGUUUUAGCUAGUUUACCUAAUAAAUCUUCUGAACACUA